AUGGAACCCAUGAAGCUGCUAAGUAUGGGAUUUCUGCUGUGCUCUCUGACUUGCCUCUUGUUGGAAACUGUCGCUUCCUCUCGAUCACCUUUAUCUGACUUCGGAAUAGAAGACCAGGAUGGAUUGAAACCACGCUCAAUGGAAACUUCCAGGUCCUGGCUGAGCAACUUCAGGGAUUACCUGUGGGAUCUCAUCAGGAGCUCCGUCCCUCCAGCAGCCAUUUUUGCUUUUCUUAUCACUUCAGCAAUAAUGGGCACCCUCUGCUACCUCACGUAA
Molecule: messenger RNA, 276 nt
Organism: Hippopotamus amphibius kiboko
Lineage: Eukaryota; Metazoa; Chordata; Mammalia; Artiodactyla; Hippopotamidae
Gene: SMIM9
Product: small integral membrane protein 9
Exons: 2
Coding region: 1-276 (91 amino acids)
Source: RefSeq, a predicted model, not a curated record